Molecule: messenger RNA, 2265 nt
Organism: Sceloporus undulatus (fence lizard)
Lineage: Eukaryota; Metazoa; Chordata; Lepidosauria; Squamata; Phrynosomatidae
Gene: FIZ1
Product: FLT3 interacting zinc finger 1
Exons: 3
Coding region: 548-1999 (483 amino acids)
Biological process (GO): regulation of transcription by RNA polymerase II
Molecular function (GO): RNA polymerase II cis-regulatory region sequence-specific DNA binding; DNA-binding transcription factor activity
Source: RefSeq, a predicted model, not a curated record
GCCCCCUCCUUGCCCUCAGCAAAGAUGGAGGCGGGGUGACCUGUUAACUUCUCCCUCCAGAGGGGCUGGCUCUAGCUCUGGCUCCGAGGGUGGCGGAGGGACAGUCUGUGGGGAGAGGGCAGCCCCCCCCAGGGCUCUGGGGCAAUGGAGGAGGAGCUGCUGCUGCUGCUGCUGGCCCCCCUUCCUCUGGAGGACUGGCUCCCUGACACUAAAAUGUCGCCGCCUCUAAGAAGUUGUGAGUACCGGCGAAGGGGUUAUGAUGGGGCUCUUUGGAGCGAGAGAGAGCAAGGGGGCUCCGGGGCAUUCCUCUCUGGCAGAGGAGGGAGAGACCAGACAGACCCCCAUUUCCUCAUCCUAAUACUCGCUGCACGCUUCUUCCGUGUACAAGGGACGUGUGAACGCCAAGAGAGUCGUGUCAAUGAGAAAAAGAGGCCCAGGAGGCUGAACCAUAUCUUAACCAAAUUACUGGAAGAACUUAAAAUUGGAUCUGAGAUGUACCUUCCAGGGAUGUAAAGGCUCCAUUCACAGAAGAGGCAGUGCUGGAUAGAUGGAUAAUUGCAAUGAAGUGUGGCCAGAGGGCCAGUGUUCCCUCGGAGCUCCAGGUGGCAUUCAUACCACCACUGGAUCUGUAGAAGUGUGCACAGUUCUAUACUCAGAUGUUGAUGAUGACUCAUCCCUCCUGACAGACAAUGGGAUGAGCGCCCGGGCUCCUUUUCACUGCUCUGAGUGUGACAAGAGUUUUCGCUAUCGCUCUGACUUGCGUCGACAUUUUGCCCGACACACAGAGCUGAAGCCUUUCCAGUGCCCGCACUGUGUCAAGAGCUUCAAGCAUUCCUUUAACCUGGUGAACCAUAUCCGGAGCCAUACGGGGGAGCGCCCCUACCGCUGCACCAUGUGCCCGAAAGGUUUCCGGGACUCUACGGGGCUCCUCCACCACCAGGUGGUUCAUACUGGGGAGAAGCCUUACUGCUGCCAUGUCUGUGAGCUCCGCUUCUCCUCCCGCAGUAGUUUAGGCCGCCACCUCAAGCGGCAACACCGCACUUCUGCUGCUGCUGCAGCCCCACAAACACCUGUACCCCGCUGCCUCGCCUGCGGCAAAGAGCAAAGCCCUCUUGGCCAUCUAUGCAGUGCCGGGAGAGGCCGGGCUGCCCCCUUUGGCUGUGGGGCCUGCGGGAGGCACUUCCAGUUGGCGUCAGAACUGCGCCGUCAUUGGCUGGCCCAUACUGACAUUAAGCCCUUCAAGUGCCCUGAAUGUGAGAGGGACUUUAAUGCAGCCUCCUUGUUAGAGCGCCACAAACUUACCCAUGUGAAGGGCAAGCCACCACCAUGCCCAGUUUGUUCUGAGAAGGUCCAGCAGAGUGAUGGAGUGCCUAAACUGCCAGGUCUGGAAGAAGAGCCAAAAGAGGGAGAGCAGGAGAAGAGGAAACCCCAGCAACAUAGCAGAGGCUGUCCGACUUGCCAAUCUCCAGAUGCUCGUCCCCCAGAAACUCUGUACCAGUGUGAGUGUGGGACCUUUUUCGCCAAUGGCAACACCCUGGCCACUCAUUUGGCUGCCCAUGGAGGGGAGCCCUCCUUCACCUGUGGCAUCUGUGGGCAACCUUUUGUAAACUUGCAGAUACUAGAGGAACACCAGCUAAGCCAUGCUGUAUCCCCUUCACCAAUGCCCGGCUCGGGCAGUGAGUUGGAACGCCACCUUUUGCCCCAGCUGGACCUUCGGACAUUCCCAUCCCGGCCUGGCAAGAAACUUUAUAAAUGCAGUGAGUGUGAGAAAUACUUCCGCAGCCCACGGGAUCUGGACCGUCACGUUUUGGUGCACACUGGGGAGAAACCCUACCAGUGCACCGAGUGUGGCAAAUUUUUCCGGCAUGAGUGCUACCUGAAGCGGCACCGGUUGCUUCACAGUGGUGAACGCCCUUUCAAGUGCACUGUCUGCCACAAAGGCUUCAUCACCUUGAGCAACCUCUCCCGCCAUCUCAAGCUGCACCGUGGUAUUGAUUAGCGAGAACUCCAAUCUUUGCCUAAUAAUAGCCCCCAUCUUGCCCAGCAGUUUUCCUCUACCUCCAACCUACCGUGGCAGCGGAAGUAAUUGGUUUUGUUGGAGUAUCACUCUGACCAAUGUGGUAGAACUUCGUUCAUUCUCACCCUUUUUCCUGGUCCAUUACUCUAGGGCAAGGACAUGCAACCUUGAAAGGAAUUGAGAAAAAAGUAUUAUUAUUGUUAUUUACUAAUGCUCCACUACUGUUAAAUAGAGUAUGUUGCACAUGC